ACCCAUGUCGCCGAGCUUUGGGAUGACAAGCCAGCAGAUCUUGAGCAGACAUCAAAGCGAGGAUUUGGACGUAAGUGUCUCCGAAUGGAACUACUCCAUAGUCAUGGUGCUAUAAAGUGAUGAAUUUCCCGAGGGCCCAUGCAAUUUUCCGUCAUUUUGAAUUAUUGGGCAAUUGGGGCUCCUCUAGGAAAUAGCAUGGCAACGGUUGCAGGUUUUAAUGUCCGAUGGCCUCGUCAUCUAAUCCUUCUUAUCAACAUUCAUUACAGAAACUGGCCUCUGAGGAUGAAGACAUGCGAAGGCACAUGCAAUUGAUCGGCAAGGUCAGCGAGUUUUCAUCUAGAUCGUUGCCGCCCGUUCC
Molecule: messenger RNA, 358 nt
Organism: Gamsiella multidivaricata
Lineage: Eukaryota; Fungi; Mortierellomycota; Mortierellomycetes; Mortierellales; Mortierellaceae
Exons: 1
Coding region: 139-312 (57 amino acids)
Source: RefSeq, a predicted model, not a curated record